This is a messenger RNA of Spea bombifrons (plains spadefoot toad), 1011 nucleotides long. RefSeq names its product aralkylamine N-acetyltransferase (gene AANAT). The record is from RefSeq and is a predicted model, not a curated record. NCBI's taxonomy places the organism in Eukaryota, Metazoa, Chordata, Amphibia, Anura, Pelobatidae. Gene Ontology annotation, molecular function: aralkylamine N-acetyltransferase activity. Gene Ontology annotation, cellular component: cytoplasm. The transcript is spliced from 4 exons. Bases 132 to 737 code for a protein of 201 amino acids. Gene Ontology annotation, biological process: response to light stimulus; circadian rhythm; melatonin biosynthetic process.
CCAGGAGGACUGUAGCUCCAGACCACCUUUUCAUUCUUGUUGGCCUUACUUGGGAGCUGUCCAGCCUAGGCCGGUGCUGAACAUCGCCUCACAGCUUGAUACAGCAGACACAGAGAAAACAAGAUCUCGCCAUGUCAGUACUGAACGCGGUCCCUUUCCUAAGGCCAUUCCACCUGCGUUCUCCGCGGCAGCAGAGACGCCACACGCUCCCUGCCAGUGAAUUCCGGUGCCUGUCACCCGAGGAUGCGGUCAGUGUCUUUGAAAUCGAGAGAGAGGCCUUCAUCUCUGUAUCUGGGGAGUGUCCUCUCCAUCUUGAUGAAGUUCGCCAGUUCCUUACCCUUUGUCCCGAACUGUCCCUGGGCUGGUUUGAAGAAGGACGACUUGUGGCAUUUAUUAUUGGGUCUCUGUGGGACCAACACAAGCUCAACCAGGAUGCCCUCACGCUGCAUAAACCCCAUGGCUCCUCCGUCCACAUCCAUGUCCUGGCAGUCCACCGAACCUUCAGGCAACAGGGCAAGGGCUCCAUCUUGCUGUGGCGUUACCUCCAGUACCUACGUUGCCUGCCCUUUGCCCGGCGUGCUGUAUUAAUGUGUGAAGACUUUCUGGUUCCUUUCUAUUCCAAGUGUGGCUUCAAGGCCGUGGGCCCUUGCGACAUCACUGUGGGACCCCUCACUUUUAUUGAGAUGCAGUGCCCAGUCAGAGGUCAUGCCUUCAUGCGCAGGAACAGCGGCUGCUAGCACCUUUCUCCAUCUCCUAUUAAGCCAUUUGCAGGAGCGGCAGCCCUCAGGGGUUAAAUUACAUUGCAACCCCAUAACUGUAAUGUUUAUUGACCCCAACACAUGUACAUCGCAUGCGCCAUCUUGCAAGAAAGAAGUCCCCACCUCUGUAGAAAUGACUCCUCAUCUUCACAUUAUUCUAUCUGUACAAAGGCCCCUUACUUGACUGUGUGAAAAUAAAUGUUUUUCAUUUUGCUUUUUUUCUACCUCUGUUCUCAGUUUUUUUACAGAUUGC